GCAAGGGCAUGGCAGGACCGGGCAGGGCCGGGCCGGGCGGCAUCAUCAUGGUUUUCCAGCGAGAGCCGCCCGAGCAUCGCGCAAAAGGGCAGACGUGCAGCAUUAACGAAACAGAAGUGGUCGCGGAUGGAGGUCUCGUUCGAUCGUCUGCAGCAGCCAGGUAGCAACAUAGCACAGGAAUCGAAUCAGCAUCAGCAGCAGCAGUACGAGCGCAACCCGAAUCAAUCGCAAGCGAACACGCCCGUGAAUUGCAUUUUGCUGUCCGCUCGGUAGUUUGUGUGUGCGUAGUGUGUAGUGUGCGGCGAUUGCGAAUAUUUGUUACAUCUUCGUUUGAGUUUUGUUUUUUCUUUUGCUCCGGUCCUUUUUUACCGUGCACGGAAACGGGCGCUCUAUCUAUUUUAUUUGUUUCAUUUCGGUUCGGUUUGUUUAAAAAAUUAAAACACCCCCCGGUGCAUCGCGCUGCAAUCGGUGCAUUAUCGGUGCGUGCGUACGCGCCCGUGUGUAUGUGUGUAAGUGUGUGUACACUUUCGGGUAUAUUAUCUCGCGCCCUGUGGCCCACCGACGCCGGUGACCGCCGACUUCCCGUGCCGUUUUUAGCCGGGACUGCAAGGACAAAGUGACAGUGACGGAAGCGGAACGGAACGGAAAUAAUUUGCGGCCCUACUAGUGCGUGUGUUUCCUUGUGUUUGUGUGUAUAUGUGUAUGUAAGGUACGCACAACCGUAAGCGGCCCGAGCCAGCAAUCAGCAGCAAUCAAGCAGUAGCAACCCAAAGCAACAGCAACAACAACAACAAAAUACAAGACAUCCCGAAGCGGCCGGCAAACGCUCAAGCUCAAGGCGAAAAGUCACCAUUUUAACGCACACACACAUACCGGAUACCUUCUAGCAAAGCAAAGGCUAAACCAGUGCGCGAUCACGAUGGCGUGGCGGUUCAAGGCGUCCAAGUACAAGAAUGCGGCCCCGAUCGUGCCGAAGCCGGAGGCGUGCAUACGGGACAUCUUCGUCGGGUCAUAUCAAACGUACGGCAAUAACAUUGCCGCGUCGGCCGCCUUCAUCGCGUUCAACUGGGAGCAUGCCGGGUCGAGCCUGGCUGUGCUGCCGAUCGACGACUGCGGGCGCAAGAGCAAGACGAUGCCGCUGCUGCACGCCCACUCGGACACGGUGACAUAUCUCGACUUUUCGCCGUUUCACGACGGGCUGCUCGCGACUGGCUCACAGGACUGCCUGGUGAAGGUGUGGCACAUCCCGGAGAAGGGUCUGGAGCAGUCGCUCUCGACGCCCGAGUGCACGUUCACGACCAAGCAGCGGCGCGUCGAAACGGUCGGCUUCCAUCCGACCGCCGACUGUCUGCUGUAUGCGACCGCAGUCGGCUGGGUCAGCCUGUGGGAUCUGACCACUCAGCAGGAAGCGUUCUCGAACAACGAACAUCCGGAGGUGAUCCAGUCGCUUAGCUGGAAGCAGGACGGCCGGCUGUGCGUAACCAGCUGCAAGGACAAGAUGGUUCGCGUGCUGGACCCGCGCGCCAGCGCCCCGAUCACGCUCGCCGCCGAAAGCCACCAGAGCAUCAAGGACUCGCGCGUGGUCUGGCUCGGCGAGCAGAACCGCAUCCUCAGCACCGGCUUCGAUGCGGCCCGACUCCGCCAGGUCAUCAUACGCGACCUGCGCAACUUCUCGGUGCCGGAGAAAACGCUCGAGCUCGACUGCUCGACCGGCAUCCUGAUGCCGCUGUACGAUCCCGACACGAACAUGCUGUUCCUGUCCGGCAAGGGUGACACGACGAUCAACUAUCUCGAGGUGACGGACAAGGACCCGUACCUGAUCGAGGGCAUCCGGCACUCGGGCGAACAGACCAAGGGCGCCUGUCUGGUGCCGAAGCGAGCGCUCAAGGUGAUGGAGGGCGAGGUGAACCGCAUCAUGCAGCUCACGUCCAACUCGGUCAUCCCGAUCAUGUACCAGGUGCCGCGAAAGACGUAUCGAGACUUUCACAACGAUCUCUACCCGGACACGAACGGCUACAAGAGUGAAAUGACUGCCACACAGUGGCUCAACGGUGCCAACACACCCGUGCCGAAGAUUAGCCUCGAUCCAGCGAAACGGGAACAUGGCGAUGCACCAAUCAUUGUCCUCCGCGGGCCACUGACGGAGGUGGUGAACAAUAUCGCGAACAAGAUGCGCAGCGCCCAGUCGCCGAACAACAUCUCGACCGCGGCGAAGAUCGAGCGCGAACCGUACGUGAAGCCGACGUUCGUGCCGAUCAAGGAAAAGAUCAAGCACAUGGAGCAGCAGUCGCACACGGAAAAGUGUGAGCUCGAGCAGCGCUUCAAGGAGAUAUCGGCGGUGCACAAGGAGCGGGACGAGGAGGGCAAUGGUACACCGCUGACGGUCGAGAACAAUGGCAACGGCAAUCAUCAUCCGCACCAUCAUCCGCAGCAGCAGCAGCGCGAAACGUCCUGCUCUUCGUUCGACUCGGAAACGGAUGGGGGACGGGUUGCGGGCGAAACGACGCCGCCCAAGCCACUGCCGAGGACCUCGCGCAACAACUCCGUCUCGGAGCAGCUGGCCGGGACGGCCGGUUCGGUUGGCAGCGGGGAGGACGUGAGCCCGCCCGGGCCGGUGGCCGCACCGGCGGGAGCGACCAACGUGCCGCGCCCAGUUGCCCGACCGCGCACCACCAGCGGAUACAAGCCACGCCUUGGACCGAAACCGUUCUGUAGCACCGGUUCGUCCGGGGACUUCUCGUUCGAGAAGGUGUUUAACGUGCCAGCCGUACCGGGUGCAGAACCGGGAAGCGACAAGGAAUCUGCCGCUCUGCCCGGCCCGACGGUCGGCGACAGCAGCGCGCCGGCUGAAAAGAACGGCAACACCUUGACCGUGUCGCCCGAACCGGACGAGCCGAAGGACGACAGUCCAACCGAGCCGGGAAAACCCGAGCCGGCCGAACCGAUGGACCAGUGCGACGUCGAGACGCGCACCAUACCGCAUGCCGAGCUGCGCAAGCCGGGUGAACAGGAAAAGAUAUUUGAACGUCAAGCGUCGUCGGAGUCUGUCGACCAGUUCGAUGCGACCGCGGACGACGCAAAGGGCCAGUUCGAGCGGCUGAGCGCCCAGCGCACCAGUCUCGCCGAACGGCGGCGCAUGUUCGAGAGCCGCUCGCAGAGCGUGCAGGACGGGGAGAAGGCAAGCUCGCCGACACCGCUCCGCCGCCGGGAAUCGCUGAAGGUGCGCGGCGAGCAGAAAUCGUGCGCGGACGACACCGACCUGAUGCCGCCGCCGCCGGCCACCGACUUUCUGCGCAACCGCAGCGACCUGUCCAAGGAAAACAUGCCGGACAUAGUGAAGCGCAGCAACAGCACGGCUGGCGUGUCGACGGUCGCGUCCAGCAACAACGCCUCCGCUAACAACAACAACAACAAUGUGGCGUCCAAGCGCACUUCGACCGUGUUCGGGCGCGUGUCCAAGUUCCGCCAUCUGAAGGGUACGCCCGGACACAAGAGCACGCACAUCGAGAACAUACGCAACCUGAGCCGCCAGAUACCGGGCGAGUGCGACGGCUUUGCGGCAAAUGCGGCGCGGGUCGCGGUGCCGAUCGCGGGCGCCGGCGGCAAGAUUGCGGUGCUGGAGCUGAACGAUCCGGGGCGCCUGCCGGACGGCGUCAUCCCGACGCUGGUCAACAUCCAGAACAUUAUGGACUUCCAGUGGGACCCGUUCGAUGCGUCCCGGCUGGCGGUGGCCUGCGACGACGGCUCGGUCAAGCUGUGGCGCAUCCCGGCCGGCGGGCUGACCGAGCCCACGAACGAGCCGGAAGCGGUGCUGGUGGCUCACGCCGACAAGCUCUACACGCUACGGUUCCACCCGCUCGCGCAGAACGUGCUGCUCACCGCGAGCGUCGACAUGGUGAUGAAGGUGUGGGAUCUCGGCACGAUGGAGGAAAAGUGCACCCUGUACGGUCACACCGACCAGAUCUUUUGCUUCUCGUGGAGCCCGUGCGGCCGGUACGGUGCGACCGUGUCAAAGGACGGGCGCAUCCGCGUGUACGAGCCGCGCCAGUCGAGCCAGCCGAUCGGCGAGGGCACCGGACCGGUCGGGACGCGCGGGGCCCGCGUCUUGUGGGCGCUCGAGGGCGACUAUCUCGUGGUGACCGGCUUCGACAAAGUCUCCGAACGGCAGAUCUACGUGUACAAGGUGACCGAUCUGAGCGCGCCGAUGGGCAUGGUCGGGCUGGACGUGUCGCCCGCCAUCCUGAUGCCGUACUACGACGAGGACAGCUCGACGCUGUUCGCCACCGGCAAGGGCGACAGCACGAUCUACUGCUUCGAAAUUACCGACGAGGCGCCGUUCAUUUGCCCACUUUCGCACCACCGCUGCACCAAUCUGACCCAGGGCCUCAGCUUUCUCGCCAAGAACCAGUGCGACGUGGCGGCGGUUGAGUUUGCGCGGGCCCUCCGCCUCACGAACGGGACGGUCGAGCCGCUCAGCUUCACCGUGCCGCGCCUUAAGGUCGAACUGUUCCAGGAUGAUCUGUUCCCGCCGACCCGGGUGCUGUGGCAGCCGACGCUGACCGCCGCGGAGUGGUUUGCCGGCCGGGACGUUGCGGCCGCCCGCAUCAGCAUGAAGCCGGACGGCAUGGAUACGCUGUCCUCGAUUCAGCCGACCGUUACGACCACACCGUCGAAGAAGAGCGACACCGUGCUGAUGACCCAGGGCAUACACAAACCGUUCGCCAAAGCGCCCGAACACGUGCAAGAGCAGAUUAAAAAUGCAGUCAGCGCACGCAUGUCCGUGAACAAGAAGCUCGAACAGGACAGCAUGGAAGGCGUAGACGAGAAGGAGUGGGAAGAAUAAAGAGCCAAACGAACGCUGGAACAGAACUGACCGCUUGUGCGAAGUGGUCGCCUGUUCUUUAUUCCUUCGACAGUCGCAACCGAUUAUUAAACCAGCACACGGGGCCGGUGCCGGUGAUUUCUCCGCAAAACGGAAUCCUCAUAUUCAUUUGCAAUUUACAUUUAUCAACUUGAUCGUGUCCGACGAAGCCGAGAUGAACGGGGAGGUGGGCUGGGGGAUGAAACUUUCCUUCAUCCUCCACCUUGCAAUGCAAGGUCGAAUCUCGGCCGAAGAGAAAGAGAGCGGGAGACGAGCAAAAGGCACACGCGUGCUACUACAUAUUUGCGCAACCGAGCAGUUGGCGCGUAGCUUAGUGAGUAUUAAUGAGGGCAUCCCGGUAAUAAAGUGUAGCGACACUACACUACAAGAUAGAAAAACAAAAGGAAAACAAAAAAAACACAAAACGCAACCGGAGACUGAACACCACACAAACCAAACGUACGCGCACACGCGCAAAAACCAUUCAGAGCUCAUUCCUUUGCCGCGCACGUGGUGGCGGUGGCCAAACAAACGAAAACGCAAAACAUUCGUUCGAGCGCUCCAGGCCCGAAUAUCUGCCAAAUGCGCCAGCACGCCGAUAGACAACGUAACGUAAAGACCAAAAUCCUAUUUGUAUGUCUGUGUGUAUGUUUGUAUGUGAAUAUUGUGGGCUUACCAAAAGGCCAGGAAGCGCAGUGGCUGCUGUUGUAGAACCGUUUUAAGCACGAACCCUGCCGAACCCGUUUUUUUUUAUUUGGCCGAAGGAAAAAAGAAACAACACAAUCACACCGAUACAACAACACUGCCCCUAUCCCCAAUGGAGAGUGGUACAGGGAAAACAAACAAAAAAACAUUUCGAUACCUAUAGGAUUUAUACGAUUUACACCGGUGCAAUAAGAUAGGGAAAGAGAGAGAGAGAGAAUGAGAGAGAAAGAGAAAGAGAGAGAGAGAGAGAGAGAGAGAGAGAGAGAGCAAUGCAUUCACUCAUUUCAUUUUUCCUUUAAGAACACGCUACUCGAUCUCGAUGGUGCCGCCAUUUGCGAAAGACAAGGAAAAGAAACCACGAAUGACAAUAUAUUUUGUAACUGCGCCUACCAUACCUAAAAAACCAAAAGCAUGAUCGUAAGGGCACGGUGAGGCGGCUUGCUGACAUUGAUGGGUCGAUGUUUUUGCGGCUCAUCGCUGGCCUUUCCCACUGCUUCUACCAUGCCGUAGCUGUCCCCGACGCAGCCAGGCAUGAUCCGAUGAACGCUCUAACACUAAUUACCAAGUGUUUUUUUUUUUUUUUUGGUACCAACCAAGACAAAUGAGCAAUAUUGACAACCAAGCGCCCAGGGAGGUGGCCCCUUUCCUCUAGCCCCCACCGCUGUGUAUAGCGCUAACGUAUGUGUUGUUUUCUUUUUUCUUUUUGCAUUUACCUUUCUCGAAAAAAUAGAACUACAGCGCGGGAUUACGAUUAGGGGGGAGGGUGCACCGGUGCGGGGAAGCUUUUGUGCUUAGUUAUUGCUUGACGAAGGCCGGCUCGCUUUACCCGCCCCAAGGGGUACUUCAUUUAUGGGGAGGAGGGGAAAGAGGGGAAUACCAGCAAACGGUAUCUCCUGCUUGCAUCUGAUAUCGCAUUCGAAUUAGAGGAGCAAAAACCUAAAAACGAUUUUGUAUUUAACCUACAAUGGACGGAUAGAUGCUUUUUUACAAAUAACUAAAGGCUAGUCAAGAAGGAAAUAGUGCGAGAAAGAGAUAAUGAGAGAAAAAGAAGAAGAAAGAAAGUGAAGAAGCGAGAGAAAAACUGAGGGAGUUUGAGUAAUGUGUGGAUAAAACAUAUGUGCAAACAUAAUAUGCGUCAAAAUGCUACAGUAGAUCGUUGGUAGUGAAACAGCAGGCCAAAAACAGGGCAUUUAGAAGGAAUGUCCAAGAAUGGAAGGUACCACGGCCGCAGGGAUGCUAGAAGAUGAAAAGAUACAGCAAAGGUAACAAGGAAAAAACCAAUUGGAAGGUGUGAAGGGAGGGACGUGAAAGAAGCAAGGACGUCUCGAAUAUGAACAAACAGUGAAAAAAAACACAAGAAACGCACAAAGGGUAGCAAUUAGGACGAAUGAACCAAAACCACAUACAAACGUCAAGGAGAAACGCUUUACGCAAAGACUCGCCCUCGAAGCUUUCUUUUAUAAGCUUUUUGUUUCAUUCUUUUUACACUUCAAAAAUUCAAAAUUCUCGAAUUAUGUGUCUAUAUGUGUGUGUGUGUGUGUGUGUGUUUCUCGCCUACGCGAAACAAGAAGACCUGUACAUAUGAAACCAAUCUUUAGUUUUUGUUUACCCUGCCGCGUCAUUUGUGGUAUUUAAUAGGGCAUAGUUAGCUUCGUUUCUAUUUAUCAUCCAUAUGUAAUUGUAUUCGUGCUAAAACCACAAAACACAAAAGUACCGUGCUAAACCAUUGUGAUCAAUUCAUAGGCGAGAUCUUGCGAACUUUGCUGCGUGUCUCUUCGUACAGCAUUAACAAAGGAGAGUGGGGGGGGGGGGGGGGUGGGAGGGGGCAUAAACUGAUGAGCGGAAGUGAAAAGCUUAACGGCGGUUGGAUUACGAAAUAUCGUUAGCAAAAAUGGACAGGACAUAGGAGUAAGGGGAAUGCGAAUGCCAGAACAAAGAGCGUGCCAUUUUCAAUGCUUACGAUGAUCUAGAAGGGGAAGGGGAGGGGGCUAUUGGGGGUCCUGCAACUUUUUGCGCGGGGCAUCGAUUUCCGGGAUACACCGUACCAUUACGGGGUUGGUGCAUUUUCCGAGCGGGAUGGGUUUAUUUGCAAUUAGUCUGUAGCCGAACUUCGAUUUUCAUUAAGUUGUUUAAGUGUAUCGUUUUUUUUUUAAAUUCUUAAAUGUUUCUAAUCCUAGCUUUCUCCCCCACCUCCCCCCACCCCUCAGACACACAAUCCAUGACGCAUUCCCUACAAUAAAAUGACGCUGCUAUAUUCCCUUUUACGGUGCAGGAAAUUAUGACUGAGAGAUAGAAAGAUAGAGAGAAAGAGAGAGAGAAAGAGAGAGAGA
Messenger RNA from Anopheles gambiae (African malaria mosquito), 7896 nucleotides. It is a transcript of the gene pod1, whose product is annotated as coronin-7. The coding region runs from base 920 to 4843 and encodes 1307 amino acids. The transcript is spliced from 12 exons. The record is from RefSeq and is a predicted model, not a curated record. NCBI's taxonomy places the organism in Eukaryota, Metazoa, Arthropoda, Insecta, Diptera, Culicidae. Gene Ontology annotation, molecular function: protein binding.